GAACGGGAAGUUCGUUCCUUCGUCUUUCUCCUUACUCUCCAGUAGCCCCAGCCCCAGCUCCAGGGCAGCUUUGAAUUUGACUUUUGAUGGUUGUCUGCUGUACUUAUCAUCUCUCAAAUCAUCUACCCUUCUCUGUGUCUGUCCAUCUAAACCCAAAACCAGGGAAGGAUUUUCAGAAACAGGGAAGAAGAAGAUGAAGUUUGCUAUGCUCAUUGUUCUUCUCUCUCUUCUUCCUCUCUCAUCUUCUUCUCCAGCUCCGGCGACCGCCAACGUUUCCCGAUGCCCAAUGGAUCUGAGCUAUGUCCAGAAAGUCCGGUGGCCGGUCUCCGACUGCCAGACCUGCAACCCGGAGUUCCCAGCCAGCAACUCCAACAACUUAACCCGCUGUUGCCAAACGCUCCUCAGCCUCUUCGGCAUCGCCUUGGCUCAGCGCCUCAAGCGGACCUCCCUCUUCCGCCUCCCCGACUACGGCACCUCCGUUGCUUGCCUCGCCGACCUCCAGUCCGGUCUCCAUGUUCUCUCUUUGCCGUCCCAUCUCACUUCUGUUUGCUUUGAUCCUCGGCAGUUCGUGAUCACGCCCGAUGUUUGCGCGGCGAUUGAAUCCACUCGCGACUGGGUUGCCAAGCUCGGAACGAACACUUCUCUGGACUCCGAUUGCCGGCCGGACCUCACCGAUUUGACGGCCUGCGACGCCUGCGUCGCCGCCGGGUUCCAGGUUCAGGGCAGCCUAAUCGCCAUUGACGGUAAUAAAUCUCACGCCACUGAUUGCUUUCACUUCUCAAUCUUGUAUGCUGCUGGUGUUGUGAAUGAGUUGGGUCCCGAGAGCACAGGGGCCGUUUCUUGCAUUUUUGGGCUUUCAGUUGCUGCCGAUUCUGGGUCUGGUAAGUCCCAUUUGGCUCUUGUUUUUGGCCUUACUGGAGCCGGCGUUGCCGUGUUGGUGGUGGCUGUGCUGGUGGGUCUGUACUUGUGCUGGGACAAGGAAUGGUGGAGGAAAAGGGAUGGUGUUGAGCUUGGUUAUGGAUUGGAUGGGGAGGAGUUGGGUUCGAGGCCCAGAGUGAGGCCGAAUACGGGUUCAAUUUGGUUCAAGAUUGAUGAACUUGCGAAGGCAACUGACAACUUCUCGCAGAAGAAUUUCAUCGGGAGAGGUGGGUUUGGGGUGGUGCAUAAGGGAACUUUGAAAGAUGGGACUGUAGUUGCUGUUAAGAAGGUGAUAGAAUCUGAUUUUCAGGGGAACGAGGAGUUUUGCAAUGAAGUUGAUAUAAUUAGCAAUUUGCGGCACAGGAAUUUGGUUCCCCUGAGGGGUUGUUGUGUAACCGGGGAAGAUGAUGAGCAAUAUGAAGAGAGCCAGAGAUUUCUUGUUUAUGAUUACAUGCCAAAUGGGAAUCUUGAUGACCAUCUCUUUUGGACCAAGAAUCGGAGCACAAAUAGGAAACAACCAUUGACAUGGCCCCAAAGAAAGAACAUAAUUUUGGAUGUGGCGAAAGGGCUUGCUUAUCUUCAUUAUGGAGUAAAGCCUGGUAUAUAUCAUAGGGAUAUUAAGUCCACAAAUAUACUGUUGGAUGCAGAGAUGAGGGCUAGAGUGGCAGAUUUUGGAUUGGCAAGGCAAAGCAGAGAAGGGCAGUCUCAUCUCACCACUAGAGUGGCUGGUACUCAUGGUUACUUAGCCCCGGAAUAUGCACUCUAUGGGCAAUUGACUGGAAAGAGUGAUGUUUACAGUUUUGGGGUGGUGGUUUUGGAAAUAAUGUGUGGAAGGAAAGCUCUUGAUUUGUCUUCCCCAGGAUCACUGGAUGCAUUUCUGAUUACAGAUUGGGCUUGGUCACUAGUGAAGGCAGGAAAAAUAGAGGGGGUUUUAGAUGCUUCUUUGUUGGUGAAUGGAGAUUCAGCAAAUUCAAAUCCAAAGGCUAUAAUGGAAAGAUUUGUGAAAGUUGGGAUUUUGUGUGCUCAUGUGAUGGUGGCCUUAAGGCCUACGAUUUUGGAUGCAAUAAAAAUGUUGGAAGGAGAUAUUAAAGUUCCUGCAAUUCCUGAUAGGCCUAUGCCCCUUGGACACCCUUCAUUUUCCAGGGAUGGGAACACCUUCGCCAUAUCACCAACAUUAAGUGGACCCAAAUUGGUUUUUGGAGAUAUGCUCAGGUAACUG
Molecule: messenger RNA, 2137 nt
Organism: Diospyros lotus (date-plum)
Lineage: Eukaryota; Viridiplantae; Streptophyta; Magnoliopsida; Ericales; Ebenaceae
Product: probable receptor-like protein kinase At1g11050
Biological process (GO): protein phosphorylation
Molecular function (GO): ATP binding; protein kinase activity
Source: RefSeq, a predicted model, not a curated record